Messenger RNA from Glycine soja, 1478 nucleotides. RefSeq names its product origin of replication complex subunit 4-like. Gene Ontology annotation, biological process: DNA replication; DNA replication initiation. Lineage: Eukaryota; Viridiplantae; Streptophyta; Magnoliopsida; Fabales; Fabaceae. The record is from RefSeq and is a predicted model, not a curated record. The coding region runs from base 48 to 1289 and encodes 413 amino acids. Gene Ontology annotation, molecular function: ATP binding; ATP hydrolysis activity; DNA replication origin binding. The transcript has 16 exons. Gene Ontology annotation, cellular component: nuclear origin of replication recognition complex; nucleus.
CGCGGUUGUUGUUCCCGCCAAAGUGUGUUGCAUCUUCCGCGGGCGCAAUGGAGCAAGAGAAUCACAAAAUCAAAGCAGUGAGUUUGCUUCGAAGCAGAAUCUGUGAUCCCAAAUUCAUCUUCAUCAGUGAAUCUCCAGAAAGCAACUACAGCAAGCUGAAAUUCAUGAUAUCGAGUUCGGUAACGGAAGCAUGCAACAAUUCUAUUCUUCUUCUCGGUCCCCGCGGCUCCGGCAAGAAUGCGGUUUUGGAGCUUACAAUUCAAGAUUUGCUGCAAGAGUAUCCGGACUCGGUCUCAGUGAUAAGGUUGAAUGGGCUUUUACAUAGUGAUGACAUCUCUGCGUUCAAGGAAAUAGCUAGGCAGUUAUGCAUGGAGCAUCAAUUGCUAUUCUCAAAAGCGGCAUCAUUUGAUGACAACUCCCAAUUUAUGGUGGCCAUCCUAAAGGAAUGUGGAUUAGCACAUAAAACAGUAAUUUUUGUUCUGGAUGAGUUUCACCUGUUUGCUCAGGGUAAACAGAGAUUACUCUAUAGCUUGCUAGAUGCAAUGCAAUCAAUAACAUCACAGGCUGUUGUACUUGGCAUUAGUUGCCGUCUGGAUGCAGAUCAGCUGUUGGAGAAAAGGGUACGAUCUCGUUUUUCACAUAGAAAGCUGUUGUUCCUACCACCUUCAAUAGAAGAUUCACAAAAAUUACUGAUGCACAUCCUGACAUUACCAAUUGAUUCAAGCUUUCCACAUGCUUAUGCUGUUGAAUUUAACAGAAAGGUCCAAAAUAUUAUAGAAGAUAGAAGGUUCAAAGAAACCCUCAAUAAAUAUUUAAAUGUUGACUCCUCUGUCAAACAUUUGCUGAGGUUCCUAUUCUGUGCAGUCUCUCAUAUGGAUUUGCAGACUGGGUUCCUGUCUCGGGAGAACUUUGAAAUUGCAUUUACAAGUAUCCAGAGGCAGCCCAAACUGGAAUGUUUAAGAAAUUGCUCCAUUUUAGAACUCCAAAUUUUGGUUUGCAUGAAGAGAUUGGAAGUUAAAGAGCAAAGUUUAUGCAACUUCAAUUCUGUGAUGAAAGAGUAUAUAAGCACCCUGACUUCUGAACGUUAUGCAAGACAUGUCUGCUUAAGGGCAUUUGAACACCUUAUACAUCGUGAAUUGAUAUGUUUCACAGACAAUAGAGGACAAAGUUUGUCUGUUGAAUUCCGUCCUGUAAAGCUUUUAAUUUCAUCUGCUGAACUACAUCAAGGACUAAGAGCAAAUACUUCAUGCCCUCCUAAGCUUCUAAAAUUAAUGGAUCGUGAAGGCUAAAACCACUUGAGGGACACGACUGUUUGUGUUUCACGUUAUACUGUAUGUGGUCCGAUUCCAAAUUCUGAUAAAUUCAGCCUGUUUAUGAAUAAAUAAAAUGUUGUGUAGUCAACACUUUUUCGUGAUUAUAAUUGGUGUACAUGGAAAUGACUUCAGUUUAUUUAUUUCUAUUCAUUUCUUCUGAGCAAA